Molecule: messenger RNA, 1731 nt
Organism: Pistacia vera
Lineage: Eukaryota; Viridiplantae; Streptophyta; Magnoliopsida; Sapindales; Anacardiaceae
Product: serine carboxypeptidase-like 14
Exons: 17
Biological process (GO): proteolysis; secondary metabolic process
Molecular function (GO): serine-type carboxypeptidase activity; acyltransferase activity, transferring groups other than amino-acyl groups
Source: RefSeq, a predicted model, not a curated record
AUGGUUGGAUUGAAUCUUGGCCGUUCACGGCUUUAUAUAAAACAUGCUGUUGCUCAUUCGCAAACCCUAGCCGUAGGAUGCCUUCACCUUGCUUCUCUCGAUCUGCAGCGAAGGUCAUGGAAUCACCCAACUGUGGUGAUUCCAUGGAGGCGAGGCAUUGGCUCUCGUCCUAGACAGCAAGUUGGUAAGCCCGGCGGAGGGACAGUGGUGAGGUGGCGGCCAACAUCUGGGGUUUCCGGUGGGCCACGGAGGGGAUCGGUGACGGCAACGAGUUCGUUCCACAGGGUUGAAAGGAAAGAGCGAACUAUUGUUGUUACUUCACACUCAUCGAUCUCGAUCGUUAAAACCUUGCCACGCUUUCCUGUUAAUCUCCCAUUCAAACUCGAAAGUGGUUAUAUCGGGGUGGGCGAUUUCGAUAAUGAACAGUUAUUCUACUACUUCAUUGAAUCUGAAAGGAGCCCGAAAGAUGACCUUCUUAUGCUUUGGCUCACCGGAGGCCCUGGUUGUUCUUCCUUUUCUGCCCUCGUCUAUGAGAUUGGCCCAAUGUCAUUUGACCACAAAAGGUCUAGGGACUUUCCAACGUUUGUGUUGAAUCCAUAUUCGUGGACGAAGGUUGCCAACAUAAUAUUUUUAGACGCACCGGUUGGCUCUGGAUUCUCAUAUGCCAAAAGUUGGCAAGGAUUCAACAUGACUGAUACAAUUUCAGCAGCACAAACCUAUUCUUUUCUGAGAAAGUGGCUUAUGGAUCAUCCCAAAUUCCUCAAGAAUCAACUCUAUAUUGCUGGAGAUUCUUACUCGGGCAAAAUUGUUCCAAUGAUUGUUCAGGAAAUAUCUGACGGUAUUGAUGCCAGGAUCGAGCCGAUAAUGAAUCUCAAAGGGUAUGCGCUUGGGAACCCAGUUACGGAUGAAAACAAAGAUAAAAAUUCAAGAAUUCAGUUCGCUUACCUAAAGGCAAUUAUCACCCAUGAAAUCUACGAGUCAGCCAAAACAUAUUGCAAGGGCGAGUAUGUAAAUGUAGAUCCAAGUAAUGGUUUAUGUAAACUGUAUCUUCAAAAUGUCACAGAGUGCACUCAAAAUUUAUAUAUCGCCAACAUAUUGGAACCUGGAUGUAGUAUGGAUGCAUCACCUAAACCGAAGCUAUUGACUUGGGAUCGCUCAAUACUCAUGGAACAGGAUUUCUCAGAUUUUCUCCUUUCGCCAACUCAACCUCCAACUUCCUGGUGUCGGGUUUAUAAUUUGUACUAUUCAUACGAAUGGGCAAAUGAUAAAACUGUUCAAAGGGCUCUUGGAGUUCGAGAGGGAACUAAAAAGGAUUGGGCAAGAUGCAAUCGAAGCAUAUUAUACACCAAAGAUGUACCCAGUAGUCUUUAUUAUCAUCGAAACCUAAUCAAGAGAGGUUAUCGAGUUCUGAUUUACAGCGGGGAUCUUGACAUGGAAGUUCCAUAAGUGGGAACAGAAACAUGGAUCAAGUCACUAAAUUUGACAGUUGAGAGCGGUUGGCAACCAUGGUCUGUUGAAGGCCAAGUUGCAGGAUACUGGAUGCAGUACGCAGAAGGCAUUUAUAGUUUGACAUAUGCCACAGUGAAGGGAGGAGGUCAUACUGCUCCAGAGUACAAGCCUAAAGAAUGUCUGGCCAUGAUCAGCAGGUGGUUAGCCUUAUACCCUCUCUGACCUACGUUUCUGUAUUCAUGAAUUUUCAUCCUGUCUAUCUACAGCAUCAACAUCUAUAUC